This is a messenger RNA of Hippocampus comes (tiger tail seahorse), 1266 nucleotides long. It is a transcript of the gene ypel5, whose product is annotated as yippee-like 5. NCBI's taxonomy places the organism in Eukaryota, Metazoa, Chordata, Actinopteri, Syngnathiformes, Syngnathidae. The record is from RefSeq and is a predicted model, not a curated record. Bases 366 to 731 code for a protein of 121 amino acids. The transcript is spliced from 5 exons.
CAACAGCUUGCAUAAUUGAAACGUUAACGACCGGCAAUUCAGUCAAACGGUGAAACUCCAGCUAAGUUUUGGAGAUGCGUCGUCACAUUGCGGCCAGCAGCACGUUUAUGGUGUGCUGACGUCAGGACCGGAUGUUGACAGUGUGUGCUCUCGGACACCUCAUUAGGUACAGCCAACAUCAACAACAAAACCACCGACGAAACUAACGGCGAAUAUCCGUGUAAAACGCAACAAAAUCCACCUGAUAUUGUACCGAAAGGGACUUUUGGACCUUGAGAGCGCGCCGUAGACGCCGCAAAAGCGGCUAGUGCGGCGUUAGCUUCCUACGCUCUUUGUGAUUAGACGCUCAUGAAUAGUUAUUCAGAAUGGGCCGCAUCUUCCUGGACCACAUCGGCGGAACGCGCCUGUUCUCUUGUGCCAACUGUGACACCAUCCUGACCAAUCGCUCCGAGCUCAUCUCCACCCGAUUUACGGGCGCCACUGGCAGAGCCUUCCUCUUCAACAAGGUGGUGAACCUUCAGUACAGCGAGGUGCAGGACCGCGUGAUGCUGACGGGCCGGCACAUGGUGCGAGACGUCAGCUGCAAGAACUGCAACAGCAAGCUGGGCUGGAUCUACGAAUUUGCCACCGAGGACAGCCAGCGCUACAAGGAGGGCAGAGUCAUCCUGGAGAGGGCGCUGGUCCGGGAGAGCGAGGGCUUCGAGGAGCACGUGCCCUCGGACAACUCCUGAAUACGGCAAACUGCUUCUUCGCCGAUCUGUUCAGCAACGUUACAGAAAAAAAAAGGAAAAAAAAAACAUCAGGGGUAGGUUUUUGACUCUGCUUUCAUGAUUGGUGGUGCAGAAAAUGAACACUUGCUUGAGACAACGCCUCCAGUUGCUGUGCGCUUUCAUUCGGACUCAAUGGCCAGACAAGAGCAAGCGACCAGUUUACUGAUUACUUGUCAAUUUUCUUUCUGUUAUUGUUUUUGUUUUUAAUGGAGAAGGGAGAAUUGCUUCCUGAAUGUUCUAUACUCUUGUUUCCUCACCCGCUGUGCUUCUGUAGUGCUUUAAGGCACAACUAAGCGACAGUUCCAAUUUAUGAACCGAUGACAUGUUAAUUUUAUUUGAUUAUUAAUAUAUACAGUUGAGAAUUGCUUCCUGAAUGUUUUGAACUCCUCUUUUCACACGUCAGUAGACUCCAUUUUGACUCUGUCAUUUCUACACAAUUAGUUAAUAGUUUCAGAACAAAUUCAAAAUUAUUAGAUUGCCUGGUAUUUUUUCAAAA